AUGCGGAGACACACUUACUUGUGGCGCAUAUUUACAUUACUACUUAUUAUCACACAAACUUCCACUUACAUUGUACAUGACAAUGACAAAAUUCCACUUUUGUGUGCAAAAAAGCACAAAACACCCAUGUCUACUGAUCAUAAAAUCGGUUCAUUGAUUGGAUUGAAUCGCAGAUCUAAGGAUUCCCAAACCAGUCCAAUAUUGAUACUUCGAAACGCUUCGCUGUGGCGAAAAGAUAGACAGAUUUUGGCUAAUAUAAACCUGCAAAUUAAUCCAGGCGAUAGGAUAGGCAUAAUUGGUAAUAAUGGCGCAGGGAAAUCCACUUUAAUUAAGCUAAUUCACAGUUGUGUUAGCAAUUCGCCGGUAACAGACGCGCUAAUUACAUGUGACCAGACUAUUUACCGCGGGGAUAAACUCAAUGAAUUAGGAUCUACAGUUAAUAGUGAACGGUUUUACUUUAUUCUUGGCAUUUGGUUAUCCCUUCAAAUGUGUAAUUCAACCCACAGCUGUGCCAAAUAUGCAAUUGAAAAAUUCCUUAGCGACAUGGAGGGGUUGAAAUUUGACCAAUUUUAUCGCAUUAUAAUUAGCAAGAUUGGCAAUAAUCUCAAUAUAAAUACAUGUACUAUGGCAGACAAUAAUAAGAUAGUCCAUAUGCAUCAGGACUUUAGGAAAGAACUCAAUAUGGAAAAUACAUUGGUGACUGAAAUUGCUAGGUUCCUCCAGCCCAUAUUCAUAAAAGAAAGGUUUACCCGUUUUGUCAGUGAUAACAUCGAGGCAUUACAGAGUAUUGCAGACGAGAGUAAUGAUAGUGGUGUGGUUGAGCAUGUGAAGAAUUUGUUGAACACUUACAACCAAAAUGGUACACUCAUUAAUAGGCAAUUUAUUGAGUAUAGGAAUAGGACAGAUAAAUUGAUCAAGUUGUUCGAAUUGGAAUCUUAUAAAAAUUUGCAACUAGGACAUUUAAGUACUGGAUUAAUUGUUCGUUCCUACAUAUUAUUAUCGCUGCUGCAAAACCCCGACCUGAUGCUAUUGGACGAGCCCACAAAUAAUUUAGACGUAAAAAAUUCGGAAUUUUUGGCAGAAGCGCUGAAAGAGGUGGUAGAUAAUCACAAAAUUUCGGUUUUGGCAGUAUCUCAUGAUGAAAUAUUCCUCAACAGAUAUAGUAACAUUAUUUGGGAGUGCCCGGGCGAUGGAUCCGUGGAGAUUAUUAAGGGCAAUUAUGACAGGUUUAUAAAUUACAAGAAUGACAAGAUCAAACGGGUACAACUGAGGAAGAGUAGAUUGAUAACACUGAUCACAAAACUUCGCGACAAGAAUGGAGAUUCGGCAUCUGCAAAGAAUUUUAGGGGCGCAAAGGGCACAAAGAGCGAUGGGAAGAGAUUUACCGAAAAAAUUACAAAUUAUACCAAAGAAAUAGAACAGCUACGGAUCACUAGGGGUCCAUUAGAACUCUCUAAAUACUCUACACUCUAUGGUAAAUCCUUACAGAUCGGAGAGUGUGAAAAUUUGUUCAAUGAGAAGCGGUUUAAAAGUUUACAAAAUAAUGAGUUAUUUUGUAAGGGUUCUCCCUGCAAGUUUGUCGAGGGUUCCCUUUUGGAGUUUCGAAAUUACACAAUAACUAAAUCAUCAAAACAAGCCACAUCAUCUGGCUGUGAUGCACAAACAGAUAUUAUUUCUGGUUACUCAUUUAACAUUAAAGAGGGUGCUAACAUUGCUAUAAUGGGCAAAAAUGGUGUAGGGAAAUCAACACUUAUUAAAUCUAUUUUUAGAGUGUUGGAUGACGGAUUUACAGUGACAGGGGAUGUAAAACAGGCCAAGAGCAACAUAAGGAUCAACUAUUUCCCACAAUUGCACAUUAAACUGUUUGACACGCCUACUGAAGUUUUGAAAUUAUUACUGGAUAUAGCAAAUGGUAAUAUUAGUCUGGAGGGCAGCUUAUAUCAUUCAUUGGAAGGUUAUCACGAUUUUGACCAUAAAUCUAGUAAUGUUGAGGGGGAUCUAAAACAGAUUAUGGCAAAUUUUCAUAUAGAUGAUACCAUUUCCAAUAGUAUGAUAUGCAAAUGUAGUUCAGGGGAAAAGUCAAGAAUAACAUUAUCCCUCUUGUUUAUGAGAGAUUGCAAUUUACUAGUACUUGAUGAACCAACAAACCACCUAGAUACCUUUUUGAAAUCUUAUUUGGUCUUUUUGUUAAAUAACAUUUUUGAAGGCAAGUUCAUCAUCAUAACGCACGACGAAGAAUUUAUAAAGCGACUAAAUAUACACUACGUACUUUAUCUAUUGGAUAAAAAUACCAUAUAUACUAUUGAUAGGGGCACUGAAUUCAUAAGGGACUAUUAUGCACAAGUUCACAGUAAUGAUUUUAAACUGCGGGAAUUUCUGGAAGAAAGAGGUACUACUUCUAUAGGUGGUAGCGAAAUUAAAAUGGAUUCUAGCGGUGAGAGACUUGCAGACGUGCUGGAGAGAAGAGAAAUGGAGAGGGAGGAUGAAAGGAUCAGGGAAACUAAGAGAAGAGCGUCUUUUGGCGGUAAUAAUAUCAGUAACACACCCAGAAUUAAGAACUUUAAUAGGUGGAAGUAA
Babesia microti strain RI is the source of this 2577-nucleotide messenger RNA. Its product is annotated as ATP-binding cassette, sub-family F, member 3. The transcript has a single exon. Gene Ontology annotation, molecular function: ATP hydrolysis activity; ATP binding. The record is from RefSeq and is a predicted model, not a curated record. Bases 1 to 2577 code for a protein of 858 amino acids. NCBI's taxonomy places the organism in Eukaryota, Apicomplexa, Aconoidasida, Piroplasmida, Babesiidae.